CCAAUCAAUUCUGAGGCUUGAGAGUUGAGCCUACUUCUCAAUCUUCAUUAUGUGCUCUCUCUUGUGAAUGUUUAUCAUUUUGAAUAGUACUAUAGUACUACUAAUAUUCUUUUCCUUGAUUAGUUGUUGUAUAUUAGUAUUAAAUUAAAUUCCAAAUGAAGCACCUUUGCAUGUCAGCAUGUGUCUCUCUGUUCAUUACCAUAUCAUAACCACUCUUCUUGACUAAUAGCUUUAUUUUAUUAUACUAGAAGAAAGCCCUGAAAAUUAAACCCCACACAAAGAAAAGACAGUGAGAAAUAGUUUACUCAGAGAAAUCUUAUGGAGAAACAGAGGAGUUUCUCCGUCAAACCCACUAGGCUAUGGCUUUUCUCUUUCACCAUUUCAUUAUCUCUAAUAUUUUUCAUCUUCUUUUCUUUUUGGGUCCUCAAUCUUCCACUAUCUACUCGUCAAGAAACUCAUCUUCACUUCAACACUAGUACUACUACUACUACUUCAGUCUCUUUGGGUCUCAGAUCUCCCUUCAAGAUUCAAACUUUAAGUGCUUUUCACAGAAAUUACUCAGCAACCCAAUUCAAGAAAUCAGUUUUAGUAGGUACCCAUUUCAGUAGAGUUGAAAAUGAGUCCCAAGUUUCUAACUUUUCAACAUUUGAGGGAAUCUCGGAAAAGGAAAGUAAGCCUCAAUUAGUGGCUUAUACUAUAAACAGUGUAAAAAAUUCAACUUUUUUUGGUAACCGUUCCACAGAAUCGGAAACUGUUUCUGGUUCUUUUUUGAUACCAACUUCUAAGGAUCUUCAAAUACAUAGUACCAAUAGUAGUAUCCCUACUAAGAAGCAGCAGAAAAAUGUCAAUAUUACUUUGUCCAAGAAAGGACAAGUUUCUAGUGAUGUGGUCAAGGUGGUGAAUAAGAAAAAAAUAUGUGACAUCACAAAAGGGAAGUGGGUCUUUGAUGAUAGUUAUCCUUUGUAUACAAAUGCUACGUGUCCCUACAUUGAUGAAGGUUUUAGUUGUGAAAGUAAUGGAAGAUUGGAUAUGAAUUAUAUGAAAUGGAGAUGGCAACCUCAAGAUUGUGACAUUCCAAGGUUCAAUGCUACUCAGAUGCUGGAAUUUAUCAGAGGCAAAAGGUUAGUGUUCGUUGGUGACUCAAUCAACAGGAACCAAUGGGAAUCAAUGUUGUGCUUGUUAAUAGGAGCCAUCAAAGAUCCAAGAAAGGUUUAUGAGACCCGUGGUCGGAGAAUAACGAAGGAGAAGGGAAAUUAUUGUUUCAAAUUUGUGGACUACCAAUGUACAGUUGAAUACUAUGUAACUCAUUUUUUGGUUCAUGAGGGCAAGGCAAGAAUAGGCAGCAAACGGGUGCAAACCCUGCGUAUUGAUACGAUGGACAAAGGUUCAUCAAGAUGGAGAGGGGCUGAUAUCCUGGUUUUUAACACUGCUCAUUGGUGGAGUCACCAUAAAACUAAAGCUGGGAAGAAUUACUACCAGGAGAGGAAUCAAGUUCAUCCUCGCCUUGACGUUUCAACAGCUUUCGAAAAAGCCUUGACAACUUGGGCAUCAUGGAUUGAUAGAUAUGUCAAUCCAAGCAAAACACAAGUUUUCUUCCGGAGUUCUGCUCCUUCUCAUUUCAGUGGGGGUCAGUGGAACACUGGUGGGCACUGCAGAGAAGCUUCUCAACCGAUCCCCGAGACUUACAGAGGCGAAUACCCAGAGAAGAAUAUGAUAGUUGAGCAAAUUAUAGGCAAGAUGAAGACUCCAGUUACCUUUUUGAAUAUAACUGGUUUGUCAGAUUAUAGGAUUGAUGGUCAUCCUUCAAUAUAUGGAAGAAAACGGGGUAGCUCUUCGCGUGGUCAAGAUUGUAGCCAUUGGUGUCUCCCAGGUGUUCCAGAUACCUGGAAUGAAAUCUUGUAUAUGCAUUUAGAAAGUAAAAGGAGAAAGAGUUUUGCCUAACUGAAACUUCCUUCUCAAAUUUGUAAUUCUUUCAUUUGUUCAGCUUGUUUGCUAGGCUUGUAUAUAGCUGUGAAGUUGAGGUU
This is a messenger RNA of Lycium ferocissimum, 2024 nucleotides long. Its product is annotated as protein trichome birefringence-like 6. The transcript has 5 exons. Gene Ontology annotation, cellular component: Golgi apparatus. NCBI's taxonomy places the organism in Eukaryota, Viridiplantae, Streptophyta, Magnoliopsida, Solanales, Solanaceae. Gene Ontology annotation, molecular function: O-acetyltransferase activity. The record is from RefSeq and is a predicted model, not a curated record. Bases 319 to 1941 code for a protein of 540 amino acids.